CGCAGUGACGUCAUGGGCUAAAUAUAGAUUCGUGCAAGUCUCUCACGGCAGCCUCGCUUGGGUACUCGCCCCAAGCUCUUUUGGGUGACAAGAUGGCUACCGCAGAAGAAAGUUCCCCAAGUGAGGAGGAACUUGCCAGGAGCUGUGUCACCAUUCAAGAGAUUUACGACUCAGAAGAUGCACAAGAAGAGUUUGAAGUCAAGCUUGAGAAUGCCCUGGAAUCUGGUAUUACAACGAUUAUUAUUGAGCCCACAAAACUAGGGGAGGAGACAGCCCGGUGGAUCCAAGUUGGCAAUUGUCUGCACAAAACAUCUGUUUUGACUGGUAUUGGUGCACUACUAAGCCCUGUGGUCAUGCCCGGAUCGUAUAAAACUCCAUCAAGUCUGGCAUUUGGAGGAGUUAGUGUUUUCUGUGCAUUAAUGUACGGGGUUUCCUGGCAGUUUGAUCCUUGCUGUAAAUACCAGAUUGAAUAUGACACUAAGAAACUUGCCCGCUUACCUGUAGGGACAACAACAUCACCAAUAGUACUUAUUAGAACUGAUGACAAGUAUAGAAAAAUACUCCACAAUGUGAUAGCUUCCUCAUCCGCUGCCUUCUGUGCCUGGAAAAUUUACGACUGGUACUUUAAGUGACCGGUAAUGGUGUGAAUAAGUAGUGUGAAAAAAAAAUAAUGGCAAUAAGCAAACUAAAGGAAGUGUUGGGAAGGGGCCCGAAUGCCCUAUACUGGAACAUUUAUGUGUGUGCUGUAAAUUACAUUGUUGCUUUUAAUGAUUUAUGAUUUUGAUAAAAUACGAAAAAGGUGAAA
Messenger RNA from Nematostella vectensis (starlet sea anemone), 805 nucleotides. Its product is annotated as transmembrane protein 11, mitochondrial. Gene Ontology annotation, biological process: inner mitochondrial membrane organization. The record is from RefSeq and is a predicted model, not a curated record. Gene Ontology annotation, cellular component: mitochondrial inner membrane. The transcript is spliced from 2 exons. Bases 93 to 632 code for a protein of 179 amino acids. Lineage: Eukaryota; Metazoa; Cnidaria; Anthozoa; Actiniaria; Edwardsiidae.